UAAACUGACGCAGUGGGCAUGCGCGCUGCCGCCAAACAACGUUUACAAUAGUAUCGAGGAGCAUAGAAACGGCGAAAAAGUUUCGAUUUCAAAUUUCGUGCAAAGGAAGUCUUUUUAGAUGCUGCUUGAGAGAAAAUUUUAAUUGAAUUGAUAAGUUUAUUUUGAAACAACGCAGUUAAACCGCGGUUAACCGUUGCAAAUUUAUUUCGACGCUUUACAAUUACAAAACCAGUUAAUAGGCUUAUAAAAAGCAAUGAAGCGUUUUAGAGCCUCAGCAGAGCUCUUGAUCUUCGCAGCCAUAAUUGCCGGCAGCUGGUCCAUUGGCACAUUAGCCGAGUCCUCAACCUUGCAAACAGCCAAACAGUGGAAGUUGUUCACGUAUAACUUCCUACCACACGCGCCGAUACACGAUUUGAACUUCUACAAUCCAUCCAAUGUGCUUGCAACCGGUAUUGCGGUCGCCUACGACCGGAUUUUCAUAGCGACGCCGAAAUUAUUCUCCGGCGUCUCGUCCACCGUCAAUGUCGUUUCGAAGGCGGAAUUUGGUGAUUCACCAGUGUUGCAGGCCUACCCAGACUGGUCGUUUUCCACAACCGGUCGCACAGAUUUCAACUGCAGCGAUUUAGUUCUGAUCUCUGUGUACCGCAUGCGCAUCGACUCGUGCAACCGCUUAUGGCUUCUAGAUGCCGGCGUUUCGCGCUCACUCGAAGACUACGAAAUCACUUGUCCGCCAAAAAUUUUAAUUAUUGACUUGAAUACUGAUCAGGUGGUGCGGCGUGUGGACUUUCCGAAAGAAAUCUUACGUGGCGAGUCGUUGUUUACGAAUUUGGUGAUUGAUGAGGCGACAGCGAAGCACGGCAACUGUGAUGAUGUGUUUGCGUACAUCUCUGAUACGGUUGAGCCAGGCAUCAUUGUCUACGAUAGUGGUCGCGAUGUUACCUGGCGCGUAUCACACCCUGCAAUGUAUCCCGAUCCAGAUUUUGCACAGUCCGAGAUACUCAACGAUCGCUUCAUACUGAUGGAUGGCGUUGUGGGUUUGGCGUUUGAUCAGAAAUUGGGUGUACUAUACUUUCAGCCUUUGGCUACUGAUCGCUUAUUCUCAGUGACCAGGGAGGUGUUGCGCGCCGGUCCGCUCGCACAAAAUGAAAUUCUCAAAGUGAAAUUGGUCGGUAGGAAAUCAUCACAGGGUAUUGGACUCACCGUUUCGCCCAUCGAUAGCAGCGUUAUUUUCAGUCCCAUGACCGAAUUAGCAAUUGCUGCCUGGAAUCCCAACAACAAUAAUCAAGUGGUGCUUGCACAAGAUCGUGAACGCUUACAAUUUGUUGCCGACAUGACAACAACACCACAUGAACCCGGCGUUUUUUAUGCUGUCUCCUCCAAGUUUCAUCGUUUCUUUUUGAAAAAUCUCAACCCGAACGAAGUCAAUAAUCGUAUACUUCGUCUGCCGCUGCCAAGCGGUUACAGCGCACCACAUAGUCCCUCGAUCGAUUUGCAUACAAUCAACAAAGCUUCCAACUACUUUGGCAGCCCAUAUAAGGCGAAUUCUCUGGAUAAAGCGAAUGUUGUGAGCUUUGGCAAUUAUGUCUACAACAGUUUGCAUACACCGGCGAAAUCUCAGCAGCCGUAUAAUUAUGAAACCGUUGGGCUGGUAAAUUUCUCUCUCCGCAAUCCCUUCACGGCACUGAAUGCGGGUGAGUCGUUCCCACCGCGCAAAGAACAACGUUCGAACGAUCAGCGUCCCUCAUUUCUGGAUACUCUGAAUAGUAGCGAAGGUGCUAUUACCAGCCGUGAUCUGCGCUACCUCGUACCCACAACAGCAGUACCAACACCAACAACUCAUCAUGGUUUACACACUGCGGUGUUACCAUUCGGUUCCGAAUACACUAUCCGCCGGCAUUUACGAAAUACCGAUGGUCAAAAGGUAAACGAGGCAGCGAACUCUACUGCCAUCCAGCAGUAGAAUGGGUGUGGGCCAAUAGUUGAACUGCUUCUGUAGCAGUGUGCGGUCUAAAGUCAAAACUUAUGUGCCUCUGCACAUUACACUAUGCAACACUUAGACACUUAUUUGUUCGUUAUGUUCGGUAUGUUGUGUGGUGUGCAACGGUUUGGGAGUUGAGUAAACUAAUUUAUGUGUGUUAAAGUUGUUAGUACAUUUAGUAGAACUGCAGUUUAUAGUUACUUAUGUAUAUACUCGUAUACAUGUACUCGCACACACAAACAUAUUCUUAUAUAUGUACAUAUGUAGAGAUACAUAAACUAAAUAAAUAUACUCAUAUACGUAAAUGUGUGCACAAAUUAAUGAAUUCGAUGAGUCACAGACCAUGGAACUCACUUAACUUCUAUUGUAAAUAUACUAAUAAAAUAAUUAUUAUGCGCCAAAUCGCCAAAUA
Bactrocera tryoni is the source of this 2390-nucleotide messenger RNA. Its product is annotated as major royal jelly protein 1. The record is from RefSeq and is a predicted model, not a curated record. NCBI's taxonomy places the organism in Eukaryota, Metazoa, Arthropoda, Insecta, Diptera, Tephritidae. Bases 254 to 1960 code for a protein of 568 amino acids. Gene Ontology annotation, cellular component: extracellular region. The transcript is spliced from 5 exons.